Salvia hispanica is the source of this 1320-nucleotide messenger RNA. Lineage: Eukaryota; Viridiplantae; Streptophyta; Magnoliopsida; Lamiales; Lamiaceae. The record is from RefSeq and is a predicted model, not a curated record.
AUGGUUAAGAGCAUCCACAGUAGGGGCGCCCCGAUCGCGGCUAAGCCGCGUCUGUCUACUGUGGCGGAAGAGGCCUCCCUGGAGGCGGACGAUUUUUGGGGGCGGAAGGGCUUUCACCCCGAGUGCGCCGAGGACGAGCCGGAGGAGAGAGAAUCGCGGCGGCCACUGCAGCUAUCUAUUGCACGGCGAAACCGCCGCGGCGAGGUGCAGAGGGAAGCCGACGAGGAGGAUGAGGCGGCGACGGCGGAAUUGGCGGCGGCGGCGAUCCCUCGUGAGAUUCGUCAUCGUCGGACAAUCCCACGAGACCAUGUCGGAGCGGCUGAGCGGCUUAUGGCAGACUACUUUAGCGCUAACCCCCGUUACCCAGCUGAGAUUUUCCGUCGGAGUUUCAGAAUGUCGCGACCGCUCUUCACCCAUAUAGCGACGACAUUGGCGGACCGGUACGGUUGCUUCAACCUCUGGAGUGAUUGCACUGGCCGGAUCAGACUAUCUACUUCUCAGAAAUGUACCUCUGCAAUAAGGCAGCUUGCCUAUGCCGGACCGGCUGAUAUGUUCGAUGAAUACCUACAGAUGGGUGAGACGACUAGUCUAGAGGUGCUCCGGCAGUUUUGUAAGGGCAUGCGGGAAGUCUUUGGUCCGGAGUUCCUACGAAAGCUAACCUCCGAUGAGUGCCAGAGACUGCUAGAUAUGCACGGUGCGGUGCACAGUUUCCCAGGGAUGUUGGGCAGCAUUGAUUGCAUGCAUUGGGAGUGGAAAAACUGCCCGGUGGCGUGGAAAGGCCAGUUCACUACUGGUUUCAAUUGCAAACAUCCUUCGAUGAUACUGGAAGCCGUUGCUGACUACCAUUUGCGGAUCUGGUAUGCGUAUUUCAGUGUUGCAGGUUCGAACAACGACAUAAACGUUCUGCAGCCGUCGCCUCUCUUCAAUGAUGAGUGCCGGGGAGAGGGUCCAGAGAUCAGUUUCGUAGCAAACGGCACGCAGUAUCGCAGGGGAUACUAUUUGGCAGAUGGAAUAUACCCUCGUUGGCCCGUAUUCGUCAAGACACUUCGCCAACCGCCUGGAGCGAGGAGACAAUAUUUUGCGCGAAAACAAGAGGCCGCUAGGAAAGAUGUUGAGCGAGCUUUUGAACGUUGGGCACCGGAAGAUGGUGCAAGUACAAGUCACGGCGUUGCCUCCGCGCCGAUACAAAUGGGUGUACCACGUAGUAAUGAAUAUCUGAUCCAACGUUUCGCUGAUAUACGCAGGAGCACAGCACAUGACCAACUCCAGGUCGAUUUGAUUGAAGAGGUCUGGGCACGUAGGGGAGGCGGCGUAGCGUGA